Messenger RNA from Rubroshorea leprosula, 802 nucleotides. Lineage: Eukaryota; Viridiplantae; Streptophyta; Magnoliopsida; Malvales; Dipterocarpaceae. The record is from the annotation of a GenBank genome assembly.
GACUCGGUCGAGGGUUGUCUGCGGUGCGGAGUGAAAACAGCGCGGGAGAAGACGCCAUGAAUGCUCCAGAUCGUUACGAGAGAUUCGUCGUCCCCGAAGGAACCAAAAAGGUUUCAUACGAGAGGGACACGAAGAUUAUCAACGCCGCCUCCUUUACGAUCGAGAGAGAAGACCACACCAUCGGCAACAUUCUUCGAAUGCAAUUGCACCGUGACGAGAAUGUGUUGUUUGCUGGCUACAAGCUCCCUCACCCUCUGCAGUACAAAAUCAUUGUUAGGAUCCACACAACUAGCCAGUCCUCACCAAUGCAGGCGUAUAAUCAGGCCAUCAAUGACCUGGACAAGGAACUUGAUCAUUUGAAGAAUGCGUUUGAGACUGAAAUGGCAAAGCAUUCAGGGCAAUUCUGAUCCAGAUUUGAGGUGCUGAACCUGAAUGAACUGCUUUUGCAUUUUGGUUUUGAAUUGGAAUCAACCAUGUCUUCCUCGGCACUGUUUUGCUUUGUUAGUUAUGAAGUAUCUUAGCUAUAACUUAUGUACUUGAGUUUGUUGAAUGUCUUAUCAUUAAACCUUUACCUAUCAAUGAAGUUAUAUGGAUGUAUUUAUAUGGAUGUAUUUGUAGGAUGAUGGGGGACUGUGGGGAUUAGUGGAAAUUGCCGUCCCUGAUAUUCAAAUCCCCACACCCAGCAUGUUUGUAAUCAAUAACAAAAUGAAUAGCUUCAUUGACGUUAUAUAUAUAGAGGGAGAGUAGGGAUUUAUUUGCGUAAAUUUUAUAUAUUACAUUUACAUAAAUUUUCAUUUAUUUA